Messenger RNA from Talpa occidentalis (Iberian mole), 1461 nucleotides. Its product is annotated as alcohol dehydrogenase E chain-like. Gene Ontology annotation, molecular function: zinc ion binding; all-trans-retinol dehydrogenase (NAD+) activity. The transcript has 9 exons. Gene Ontology annotation, biological process: retinoic acid metabolic process; retinol metabolic process. The record is from RefSeq and is a predicted model, not a curated record. Gene Ontology annotation, cellular component: cytosol. Bases 17 to 1144 code for a protein of 375 amino acids. Lineage: Eukaryota; Metazoa; Chordata; Mammalia; Eulipotyphla; Talpidae.
CCGCUGAGCAGCAGACAUGAGCACGGCAGGAAAGGUCAUAAAAUGCAAAGCUGCGGUGCUCCGGGAGUUGAACAAACCCUUCUCCAUCGAAGAGGUGGAGGUCGCGCCCCCGAGGGCCAAUGAAGUCCGCGUUAAGAUGGUGGCCGCAGGCAUCUGCCGCUCGGACGACCAUGUGGUGAACGGGUCCUUACCCACGCCGCUCCCCGUGAUUCUGGGCCACGAGGCAGCGGGCGUGGUGGAGAGUGUGGGAGCAGGAGUGACAACCGUCAAGCCAGGCGAUAAGGUCAUCCCACUCUUCGUUCCACAGUGCAGGCAAUGCACCGUCUGCAAACACCCGGAGGGCAACUUCUGCUUGAAAAACCAUUUGAAGACGCAGCGGGGAACCCUGGAGGACGGCACCAGCAGGUUCACCUGCAGAGGGAAGACCAUCCACCACUUCCUGGGCACCAGCACCUUCUCCCAGUACACCGUACUGGAAGAGAUGGCCCUGGCCAGAGUCGAUCCGGCCGCCCCGCUGGACAAAGUCUGCCUCAUUGGUUGCGGGUUCUCCACGGGCUACGGCUCUGCGGUCAAGGUGGCCAAGGUCACCCCGGGCUCCACCUGCGUAGUGUUUGGCCUGGGUGGGGUCGGCCUGUCUGUGGUCAUGGGCUGUAAAGCGGCCGGGGCAGCCAGGAUCAUCGGGGUGGACAUCAACAAGGACAAGUUUGCCAAGGCCAGAGAGGUGGGCGCCACCGAGUGCCUCAGCCCCCAGGACUCAGCGCGGCCGGUGCAUGAGGUGGUGGCAGAGAUGUGCGACGGGGGCGUGGACUUCUCCUUUGAGGUCAUUGGCCGCAUGGACACCAUGAUGUCCGCCUUGAUGUGCUGUCAUGAGGCAUUCGGUGUCAGUGUCAUCGUGGGUGUGGCUCCUGGUUCCCAGAGUCUCCCUCUGCAUCCUGGGUUGCUAUUGGGUGGACGGACGCUGAAAGGAGCAAUUUUUGGUGGCUUUAAGAGCAGAGAUUCCGUCCCCAGACUGGUGGCAGAGUUCAUGGCCAAGAAGUAUGCCCUGGAUCCACUGAUAACCCAUGUUCUACCUUUCGAAAAAAUUAAUGAAGGAUUUGACCUGCUCCGUGAGGGAAAGAGCAUCCGCACGGUGCUGACCUUCUGAGAGCGCCAAGGCCCUCGCACUGCAACCCCUCAGCUCCUCCCUCUGCAUCGCCAGCCAGGGAACAUCAUUGAGUUUUUUCUUCAGCAAUGUUGUCAAGGGCCUCCCCGGUGGCGCAGCAUUGAGCGCUGGGCUGCGAAGCUGCCUGCAGCCUCUGCAGCGCCGGUUCAAUCCCCAGCCACAGGCGAGGGUCCCGCAUGGCACGCGGACCUCUCCUGCCGCCCGCUGCUCCCCUCAGCAGUGUCCUUCGGUCCUUCUGCCUGCUCUGCUCCCCGCUCUGGCUCUGGUGAAUCCUCUCACCCUCCCGUGCUUCUGACUGU